This is a messenger RNA of Durio zibethinus, 2646 nucleotides long. RefSeq names its product protein CLAVATA3 INSENSITIVE RECEPTOR KINASE 4-like. Lineage: Eukaryota; Viridiplantae; Streptophyta; Magnoliopsida; Malvales; Malvaceae. Gene Ontology annotation, molecular function: ATP binding; protein kinase activity. The record is from RefSeq and is a predicted model, not a curated record. Gene Ontology annotation, biological process: protein phosphorylation.
UCGGGCCUUACUUUUUGUGUCAAAACCUACUGAAAAAGAAUUAAAAGCUUUCCUUUUUAACUUUGGCUCUUCUUUUUGUCAUUGCUUUUGUUUAACUUCCAAUGGAGCAGCACGUAAUGUGGGUGGUUUUGUUGCUCUUUUGUUGGUUUUGUUGGGUCCAUUCUGUUUCAGAUGGUGAUAAUCUCCUCUCUCCAAAAGGAGUUAACUAUGAAGUGGCUGCUUUGAUGUCGGUGAAGAGAGAGAUGAGAGAUGAUAGGGACGUAAUGGACGGCUGGGAUAUUAACUCGGUUGAUCCUUGUACUUGGAACAUGGUCGCUUGUUCUGCUGAAGGUUUCGUUAUCUCACUGGAAAUGGCCAGCACUGGGUUAUCAGGAGUGCUUUCACCGAGCAUUGGGAAUUUGAGUCACCUAAGGACAAUGUUGUUGCAAAACAAUCAGUUGUCAGGUCCCAUCCCAGAUGAGAUAGGGAAGCUUUCAGAGCUUCAAACUCUGGAUCUUUCUGGUAACCAAUUUGUUGGAGUAAUUCCAAGUUCUUUGGGUGCUCUAACUCAUCUAAGUUACCUGCGGCUUAGCAAGAACAAUUUAUCUGGUCCUAUUCCUAGACUCGUUGCAAAUCUCACUGGUCUUUCAUUCUUGGACUUAUCGUUUAAUAAUCUUAGUGGUCCUACUCCAAAAAUACUAGCAAAAGGUUAUAGCAUUAUAGGGAAUAACUUUCUUUGCACUUCUUCACCUGAACAAAUUUGCACAGAUGUUGCAAAACCAUUAAAUGUUGCAGGCUCAGUUUCAUCGUAUAGAGUCAAUGGAUACCAUCGUUGGGUGUUGUCUGUUGCCAUAGGAAUCAUUUCCACAUUUGUGGUUUCCGUAAUGUUGCUUGUUUGUUGGGUGCAUUGGUACAGAUCUCGAAUUUUGCUAACAUCAUAUGUGCAGCAAGAUUAUGAUUUUGAAAUUGGUCAUUUAAAGAGGUUCUCAUUUCGUGAACUGCAAAUUGCGACAGGCAAUUUUAAUCCCAAAAACAUUCUAGGGCAAGGAGGAUAUGGAGUUGUUUAUAAAGGAUGUCUUCCAAAUAGGUCGGUGGUGGCUGUUAAAAGGCUAAAAGAUCCAAAUUUCACAGGAGAAGUGCAAUUUCAAACUGAAGUAGAGAUGAUUGGUUUAGCUCUUCACCGUAACCUCUUACGUUUAUAUGGCUUUUGCAUGACACCUGAUGAGAGGUUGCUUGUUUAUCCUUAUAUGCCAAAUGGGAGUGUUGCUGAUCGCUUAAGAGAUGCUUUUCAUGAAAAGCCUUCUCUGGAUUGGAAUAGACGAAUGCAUAUUGCCCUUGGAGCUGCCCGUGGACUUCUAUAUUUACAUGAGCAGUGUAAUCCAAAAAUAAUUCACAGGGAUGUGAAAGCUGCAAAUAUUUUGCUUGACGAAAGUUUUGAAGCUGUUGUAGGUGAUUUUGGUCUUGCUAAGCUCUUGGAUAAAAGGGAUUCACAUGUUACUACUGCUGUGCGGGGUACUGUAGGACACAUUGCCCCGGAGUAUCUUUCAACCGGACAGUCUUCCGAAAAAACUGAUGUCUUUGGAUUUGGGAUACUACUCUUGGAACUCAUCACAGGACAAAAGACAUUAGAUGCUGUUAAUGGACAGAUUCAAAAGGGAAUGAUUCUUGACUGGGUUAGAACAUUGCAUGAGGAGAAGAGGCUUGAAGUGCUAGUGGAUAAGGAUUUGAAGGGAUGUUUUGAUGCAACAGAGUUGGAAAAAACAGCAGAACUGGCUCUGCAGUGUACUCAGUCACAACCGCAGCUUCGCCCAAAGAUGUCAGAAGUUUUGAAGGUCCUGGAAGGUCUUGUGCAGUCAGGAAUGGAAGAAUCACAAGGUGGAACAAACCUUAGUGACACUAGGGCAUACAGCUUCUCUAGGAAUUACAGUGAUGUUCGUGAAGAGUCAUCCUUCAUCGUUGAAGCAAUGGAGCUUUCUGGACCCCGGUAAUAGAAAGUAUAAUUUGCCCUUCGCCGUCCAUUUGUACAAGAUUUUGGCACUUAAGAUCUCAGAUUAUAGGUAAUUCAUUUUUCCCCUUUUCCCUGUGGGGGAUUGCAUUAACUACAUCUAGACUAUAGUUAGGAGUGUAAUGUAGUACUAACUACAUGUAGACUAUAGUUAGGCGUGUAACGUUGGUUUAAACAAAAGCAUUAAGAUUUGUUGCGAGCUCAAGAUUCAAACUUGCCAGAUAUUCAUCUGCGAAAUAGAUGAUCCUAUCACGAUUUGGUAAUAUGUACUGAUCGUACAUGAUCAACCAUGACCAGUUUGAUUUGACUCUGGCAAAAACAAUAUCAAAUGCCAUCUAAAACUAUCAAACAAGCAGCCAGCCAUCCACGACAGCUUGCUUCAUGAAUAAUUCAUCAAAAACAAAACAUUAAUUAAGAAUUAAGUAAAGCAAUAGGAAUGAUACCUAUUUGUAAAACAUGUUCUGGUCGAACUUAAAGUCCAACUUUAGAAGCAAAGAACAAGUUCAAUUAUACUAUAUAAAGAAGACUCCCCUGGAAUUUAUUAAUUGGAAUGAAUGACACUCCAAGAAAAAAUAGAAAAUUGUUGGACAUAGUCAACUGGUUACUUGCAUAGCAUUUGGCAAAGUGGAAUUGAGAAAAAAAAAUUAUUUUGAUAAAAAUAG